GCUGCAUGGGGCUUCUGCGUGGUCCGCUCUUCUGGCUGCUGCUCCUGCUCGCGGCUGCCUGCUCCGGGAUCCUCUUCGCCCUGUACUCCUCGGCAGUGGAGCGGUCCCUGGAGCCCCAUUCCGGAGUCAGGGAUACCACGUCAUCCCGAGCAUUCCUUCAACCCAAGUCAUCGAAUUCUAGGACAAGAAAGAGCCACCGCUGCCAACACCCACUUCACCUGGCCAUUCAGCGCCAUCCCCACUUCCGGAGUCUGUUUGAUCUCUCUAAGCCAGUGCUGUUGUGGUGGGGCCUCUUCACUCCAGAGCUCUGGGACCACCUGAGCCAGCACAAGGCCCCCUAUGGCUGGCAGGGGCUCUCUCAUCACGCUAUCAACUCCACCCUGAGCCUUCUAAAUGGAUCAGAUAGCGCAGAGCUGUUUGCCGCCUCCAGGGAGCCACCUCCAAACUGUAUCCGGUGUGCUGUAGUGGGUAACGGCGGCAUUCUGAACGGGUCCCGCCAGGGUGCAAACAUUGAUGCCCACAACUAUGUGUUCAGGCUCAAUGGCGCUGUGAUCAAAGGCUUCGAGCGUGAUGUGGGCACCAAGACUUCUUUCUAUGGUUUCACUGUGAACACCAUGAAGAACUCCCUCAUCUCCUACCAGAAUGCGGGCUUCACCUCUGUGCCGCAAGGACAGGACCUGCACUAUAUUUUCAUCCCCUCCAACCUCCGAGACUACGUGAUGCUGAGAUCAGCCAUCCUGGGUGUACCCAUCCCUGAAGGCCCUGAUAAAGGGGACAGGCCUCACACCUAUUUUGGACCAGAAGCCUCGGCCAGUAAAUUUAAGCUGCUACAUCCGGACUUCAUCGGCUACCUGACAGACAGGUUUUUAAAAUCAAAGUUGAUUAACACAAAUUUCGGAGACCUAUAUAUGCCUAGUACUGGGGCCCUCAUGCUGCUGACAGCUUUGCAUGCCUGUGACCAGGUCAGUGCCUAUGGAUUCAUCACAAGCAACUACAGGAAAUUUUCUGACCACUAUUUCGACCGAACAAAGAAGCCACUGAUAUUCUAUGCAAACCACGACCUAAUCCUGGAAGCCACCCUGUGGAGGGACCUACACAAAGCUGGCAUUCUUCAGCUAUACCAGCGCUGACCUUAAAGCACCAAGCCCUUUGCUUCUUGCCUUGGACCCCUCAAGUGGCCGAAAGCCUUUUUCUAACUUUCCAGCCCUCCCCCCCCAUUUCCCAACAAAAGGCACUGGGGGUAAUUUGUGACUGUUGCUAAGGCCUGCCCAAUGAAGGACACUCUACCCUAACCUCGGCUCAUCUGAGAAAACACCUCUCUGGGUCUGAGAUACACCCCAACCUUGGAAAGGGACUGCUUUGCUGCAUUUGUACCAAGUGACUUUAGGAGUGACUGAGGGCCUACUGGUUGAACAGGACAAAGCAGCAGGACAAGGAAACACACGAGCCCCAGACCGCUACUGUGUCACACCCCACACAAAGGCCAAAGCACUUCAACUUCAGGACAUCUCCUAAGAGCCUUUCUAAGAACAUGAUAGACUUCUGCCCCAUGAUAGGAGAAAAGGCAGAAUGUAAUUCAGUACUAGGUAACUGCAUAAACGAUGGACAACCAUUUUGUCUUCCUUUGUCCUGGGUAAAUCAUAUGCAUGCAAUGCGUGGUGUUUCAGAUGGAGACCCCUCCCUGAAUCCAAGAGCACUACUAGGGCCUUCCUGCCACUGAGGGAGACCUUAUUAGAGAUGUGUCACCAUCCAGUCACAACAGGAUGACAUUACUGGGUAACAAGUCAUCACUCUCACAUCAUGGCUUCAAUACAUUUGAAGUUAAAUAGCUGAUAGGUAGUUUCA
Otolemur garnettii (small-eared galago) is the source of this 1845-nucleotide messenger RNA. It is a transcript of the gene ST6GALNAC2, whose product is annotated as ST6 N-acetylgalactosaminide alpha-2,6-sialyltransferase 2. Gene Ontology annotation, molecular function: sialyltransferase activity. The record is from RefSeq and is a predicted model, not a curated record. Bases 6 to 1130 code for a protein of 374 amino acids. Lineage: Eukaryota; Metazoa; Chordata; Mammalia; Primates; Galagidae. The transcript is spliced from 9 exons.